ACAUAUUAUUAAGCCCAUGAGCCAUGGCACAUGGGGUUUUCUGAAUCAACACAUCCAGGCCAGGACCAGGACUCAUAUAGUGUGGACUAUAGGGCUUGAAAGUCUAGUCUAACCAUUUUACAUAUCAAGUUCCCCUUAAGUUCAAUCAUCACAUUCAACAAAACAAGACAUUUAGUUAGAACAAAACUACCAUUAAUUAAUCAAGCUUCACUAAUGGUCUAUGCAUAAUACAUCCGUUACUGUAAAUAAACAAGAUGAUUAUUUUAAAUGACGAGAAAAAAGAUAUACAUUUUACAAUUUGGUUUGAAUUGGAGACACCAAGUUAUUUUUGUUGUCUAUCUUUUAGUAUAUACUUGGUGACUAAGAAAUAAAUACAUAUGCACAUCAAGUAUCUGCUUUAAUUAUAUUCCAGUUCAUAUAUGUCAAUAAGAUUUGGCUGCUUUAUGGUCCAUUUCAACCUUUUUUAAUGGUUUUUCUUCUCCCAAGCACGUUGGAUUAUGGUGUAAAGUGUAAACUUUUGCUAGGAUUAGAAACUUCUUUCUCUAGUACGGAUUUAGUAAAAAAAGCAUUUUUCUCCCUCCAACACCACCUUUAUUUUGUUUAUUUUGGGGGAAAAAGAUUACGUAGUUAAUUGAAAAAAAUCCAUCAUGCAUAGAAACUCACCUCGCUAAGCAAGUGCCGCUUUAUAUAAUUCCUUCCAUCUCCACCUAUCUCCAUGCCAACCAAAACAGUAGAAGAUUAAUCAAUCAGCUUUCAUCUCCCAAAUGUCUCAAGAAAUUGUUCCCGUGGAUCCCACCGACGUUUUUCUUGAUAUGGAUCCCAUCUUACCCGAAGAUUCGCCAACCAGCCAGUUCACGAGACCACUCGCUUUUCAGGAACAAUAUGUGUGGGAACCCUACGACAGCGAGAAGCUUCCGGAGACAUUAGCCUCAGAGAUUCAGAGGUUUCUUCGUGUAGCAAACUUGGUUGAGUCUGAAGAACCUCGUGUUGCUUAUCUGUGUGAGUUCACUCUCGUCUUCCCUGAAGUUUACUUUCUUGAAGCUCACCGCAUUGACCGUACUUCCAACGGAAGAGGUGUACGGCGGUUCAAAGAUUCUCUGCUUCGAGGGCUUGAGAAGGAUGACGAGUUUACUUCGAGAAGAAGAAAAGAGAUGAAUGAUACUAAGGAACUCAAACGUGUUUAUCAUGCUUACAAGGAAUACAUUAUCAGACAUGGUGCAUCAUUCAAUUUGGAUAAUAGUCAGCGAGAGAAGUUGAUAAACGCACGCAGAAUUGCUUCUGUUUUGUAUGAAAUUUUAGAGAAAAACGACACAAGUAUCGGUUAUGCCUCACCCCCAGAAAGUAUACAAUUAAACCGGGACGAGGAGAUUGCUGAACUCCUUAAUAUGGACACCUCAAUAGAGGAGACCAACAAGAUAAAUUCGGACGAGACCUUUGUCGACAAAAAAGCCGAGUUGAUAGUUGAAAACUGCAAAUCCCUGGAGGACGAGAGACUAACUCAAAUGUUUCAAGGAGAUGAUUCUGUCCAGUCAGACCAUCUCACCCGAACUGAAAAGGAUGACAUAUACAAAGAGGAAGUUCAAAUAAAGAAAGACAAAUGUUUUGCAUGUGGGUCAAUGGAGGACAAUGUCAGACCGAGUACUUCCGCGGUUCCAUCUUUGUUUUACGAAGAUAAGUAUCUCGAGACACAAGAAAAGUUGAACAAGGUGGAGAUGAAGAUUGAAGAAAUGGACCUGAAACUCAAGGAUGUCGAUUUCUGGACUAACAUGAUGCAAAACAUGUUUCCAGACCAAGUGCCUCCAUCUAUGAGAGCAAACCAAACCGAAAACAACAAUAAUGACAAACUAAGCCUAUAAAGUUUGAUUUUCUAUCUAGUUGUUUUAUUCCUAUAUAUGGUUUGUAAGAGAAUCAAUAAUUUACAUUUCAGUUUUAUUUAAAAGUUAGAUUUUCGGAUAUUUAAUUAAUUUACGAAU
This is a messenger RNA of Arabidopsis lyrata subsp. lyrata, 1973 nucleotides long. RefSeq lists its product as uncharacterized. The record is from RefSeq and is a predicted model, not a curated record. NCBI's taxonomy places the organism in Eukaryota, Viridiplantae, Streptophyta, Magnoliopsida, Brassicales, Brassicaceae.